UUUCGUCACGUGACACGAGGAAAUUCAAGUUGAACAAGCUACGGCACAUCGUCAGAAAGAGAAAUUAUUAAAGAAUCUCUAGCAGCAACAACAACGAAGAUUGUUUGUCCGAUUGUUUAACCGAACUGGCAGAAGGAAGUAGAGAAGUUCGAGAUCGUGAGCUUUUACUUUCAAAUCAGACACUUGGUGUUUUUACUUUUGGUGGCCGCUGUCGGACUUGUAAAGGGAUAAACGGAUUGAAGAAUGGAUUCAGACAACCAAAGCCAAAUGGAUCUGUUAAUGAAUGAGGAGGAACCUGAUGACCUUUUGGAUUGGUGGUAUACUAAAGAAGGCUGGGACGACUGGAGUUCUGAUGAAGGCUUUACUGAGGAAGAAGAAGUCAGGAAGUAUGAAAAUACUGCAUGCAAAGUUUACAAGGGUCUUCAGCUUUUUGUGAAACUCUUUGGUGACCGAGCUGAAAAACUGCAGAAGUACAUAGAUGAUCUACGCAAUAUUGCUGAUGGGGUGGACAGAUUUCACAAAGGAGCAACCAUUGCCAGCAUCACUGGAGGAGCUGUGAGUGCAGCAGGAGGAAUUGCAACCAUUACUGGAUUGAUCCUGGCUCCCUUUACAUUUGGAGCCUCCAUUAUAGUCACUGCUGUCGGUUUAGGAGUAGCUACCGCAGGUGGACUGACCAGUGCUUCAGCCACUAUUUCGGAUAGUGUCAACACUUCAAUAGAUCGAUCAAAAGUAGAGGCGAUAAUAGAGGGCUACCAAAAAGACAUUAAGGAUGUGGCAGAAUGCCUGAAUUUUAUCAACACUGGCAUAAAGAAUAUCGAAAAGCUGAAUUAUUCCAGGAUCAAAGAUUCUUUGAAGACUAUGGCUUCUCCUAGUACGCAGAACAUGCUUCAAGCUGGAGCUAGAGCUAGCAAAGGACUGGCCAACAUUGCAGACAUUGUGAGAGUGGUCCAGUUGGCUCAAGUAGCAGGGGGUGCAGUCAGAGCGGUUAGAAUUGCAGGAGUGGCAACUGGCAUACUAGCGGGGCUCUUCUUGGGACUCGAUGUCUUCUUUAUUGCAAAAGACUCCAUUGACCUACAUAAAGGUGCCAAGACUGAAUUUGCCAUAAAAGUCCGUGAAGUGGCAAACGAACUGCAGGAGGGGCUUUCGGAGUUAAGCCAAAUCCAGAAAGAGUUUGAAAAAUCUAUGCAAUUGGCAUAACUCUCUUUAUCGAUAUUUAUUCCGUGUAAACAUCACAUUAUUGUGGCCAAUUACAGGCAUACUCCUUUGAAAUGUAGAAUCUGGCAUGUUAUUCGUUCUAAUUUGCUAGACACUGCACAAUUUAUACAUUUUAAUGGAAAGCUAUUAAUUGUUUUAAUGAAUUUGGUGCGUUUAUGUCCCACCUCAAGAAUGUGCAGGGUGACAACUUCAAAGUCUUAGUAUUUGAGAUUAUUAGAAUUAGCCCUGAUCCUAAGGCACUGUCCCACAAACUCGUGGACGCCCCUUUAACUAAGCUAAUUGAUGUGGCAGGGGCCAUUAACAAUAUACUAUCACAGUGAGUGUUAAUAUGACGUAGCACUUCAGCCAGAUUCAUAAAGACCUUUUUAGGGAAACUUUGUUAAUUCUGACCUCAUUUGUUAACUUUGUUAAUUCUCCUCUACCAGAAGCUCAACCUCAUUAAGAUGGCUUUAAUAUGCUAUCAGAAAUAUGAGCUUCGGCUUAAUAGCUCUCAGUUUGGAUGAAACAAAGUUGUGACGUGAAACUGAACUCUCGCCUUAUUCACUGAUAUUAAGUAAAUAACAACAAGAUCAGUCGGAAAUUACAGACACAUUGUAUUUGGUGUAAAGUGACAGAUUCUUGAUGCAUUUAGUUUGGCAUUUAUUUUCAUGAAAAAGAUGAAAGCCAAUCAAGGACAAAAUCAAGAACAAAUUAGUAUCUUCUCCAAAAGUGCAACUGAAAAUUCACAUGAAUACAGUGCAGUGAAAUUGAGAUUCUUCAUAAUCAUUAGCCCCAAAAAUUCUCAUAGGAGUAGUACAUGAUCACUGCAUAACAGUAUCAGAAAAAAUACUUUAUAAUGAGCAGAAUCCACUCAACCCAAUAUAGCUAGUUAGUCAAGUAAUGUUCAAAGUUUAAACUGUACAUAUAGUAAGGCUUGUUUUAGUAAUUAAUGGAGUUGUUCUAGGUUAAUCAAACGAUAUGUAGACAGCAGUAAAUGUGCAGUUGUGGUAAGGGAAUCGGAUGAGUUUAAAUAGGUAGGCUGAAAAUGAAGAAUCUUUAUCCACAGAUAUAAAAGGAUUGUCAGUUUAAAAAAAAAAAAUAAAAAACUUGCCGAUGAAGAAUGAGAGGAUUACCAUACACCUGUUUCAGGUCAUCCAGUCCUAAACUAACUAGUAGGCUUAUGCUGAUUUUUCUCUAGUAGUUCUCUAGUUUCUGUUUCAUUUCCACUCCACCAGUCGACUGGUUGGUGACCACUGUUCAAUAAUAUGGACACCUUGAUAGAAGCAGUGUCCAAAGGGAAUUAGUAAGAAAUGAUUCUCAUUCUCCCAGUAUAAGGGGCAUUUCUAGGAGUUGGUGGUAUCAGGGUCUUAGUCCCGUUUCAUGGUGUCAAGCUUUUAUAGUCUCAUUUAACCUUAAAACAUAUCUUAAAUCAGUUCUGGCAGUAGAACCAAAUUACUGUCAGUACUCUAUGUUUUGUCUUAUCAGCAUCUUGUUCUUCCUUGCAGUUCAUUUUAAAUUUUACACUUCUUUACCAAGCAUUUGUCCCCGUGUGAGUUUCUAGCAUCCCCCUCGAGGCCAAAAUCAAAGUCAGAAUAAAGAUUCUGAAGUCCACACACAGCCUUGUUUUUAAUUGUCCCUAGCAAACAUUACUCAUAAAGACUCUCCUUACAGUGAUUCAGAAAGCUUGAAUGCAGAGUACCGCAAGCUGCCAUCAUCUUAUAUAGGUGGCACAGGCUGACACAAUACGUCAUAUGACCUCUGUGACUAGUACUGGGAACAGGGAGCAUAAACAGCAUGACCACAGCUUUGUAAAGAUUGUCACAAGAUGGUGACCACACACUCAGACAAAAAAUAAAGACAACAUGGUGUUUUCAGAAAAAAAAUAAAUAAAUAAAUAUAAACAUUCUGAAAUUGAACAGACUGUAUCUCAAUAUGCCAAAACCUAGAUUCAUUAAACUGAUCUGCUUUUUGGUUUACUGGAAUGAACAGACAGUGUUUAAAACAACUUAGCACCUUUGAUCCACAGAUAAGUUCAAGAUUUAAGCAAAUAUCAGAAAAGGUGAGUUAUUGUGAACAGAAAAAUUAGUUGAAAGAAACAAUGUUAAAAUUUGAAGAUGAAUGCUAAAAUGAAGCAGUGGUUAAAUAGGUGUGACAAGUCCCCAGAUCUGAGGGUUGUGUAUUUAAGGGCUGAAAAAAAGAACCCAUCAGAACUCUUAAUACUGAGUCACAAAGUACAGUGAAAAUCCAUCCAACAUGCACAUAAUAAUCUCAUGACAGGAUACUUAGUGGAAAUUAAAAGAAAGCGCACGUAAGGCAGAAAACUUGCGACUCUGUGACUUGGUACACAAAGAACCAUCCAUCACAUUUGAUUUAAUCAAUUUAAGGGUAAUGCCUCCUUUAGGCUUCAUGUUUAUAAUAGAAAAACAGCAAGAUCCAGAUCAUGGACUUUGGGAGAGUUUCUGAUGUAAUUGUGAAAGCAGCCAAAGCAGACUACAUCUUUGGAGACACCUAGUGGAAACUAAUGUGAAGUGCAUUCAAGAAAGAAACACACCAGCACUUCAGGGCACUCAGGGCACUAAGGGCUCCGGGAUUCCAUAACAAAAUACUAAGACACUAAGAGCCAGAAUAGUUUUUAAAAACUCUCAAAAUGUUAUAUUACUUUAUAACUACUGCAUUUUCAUACAGUUUUUAGAGUUUGUUUUAUUUUUACUGUAAGGUUGUAUUUGUUAAAUAUUGUUAUUUAAAAAUAAUUUCUUAUUAGUGAGCCAGACAAACUUAUUGGACUGAAGACAUCCCUGGUUUUGGAGGUGACAAUGCUGCAGAUUUUCAUUAAUGUUUCUAGAGGAGGACUAUUGUGUUUAAUUCCAUUUCCUACAUUAUCAGGGUUCUUUGUGUCGAGUUAGUCUGGCCAUUCAAAGUUUAUCUAGCCUAUGAAAUUCAUGAAGGAUGUUUUGUGCAUUAAUUCAUUGAAGAAAAAAAAUCUUGAUAUCGCCCCUUAGUAUUGCAAAUAAUCUCCUUAUGCUUUAUAUGGAGCUAUAGUAGAGCUGUUAAGUUCUUUAUAUAUAUAUAUGUGUGUGUAAAUAUAUACAGUAUAUAUAAUAGAGUGAGUUUUGUUUUGUUUUUAUAUUUAUAAUUAAAGCAUAGACCGUUUAAGUGACUUACUCAUCAGAAGUGGACGGCUCUACCAUCCACAGCUGCUUGAUUCCCUCUACUUGAUUCCACAGAAGUGAGCUCUGCCGUUCUGCAUACUUGCACAAAUGGGCAGAAGAAUGGAAUUCCCACAUUUAUUUAAAGAUAUUUGUUUACAAAAUGCCUUUACCCAGCAGGCUUGGAAGUCUUUAUGAAGUAAAAUCACAUUCUUCAUAACCUGCCUGCUCAAUUAUUACUUAUCUUAAAUGUUUUAUUCUACUCAAAUAAAAGAAUCUGGUGACACCUUCAAUUUUGGGCAAGAUUAGGAAAAUCCUGUGUUAUGAAGAUUAAGUUAAGGGUAUUAAAUAACUGGAUUGUGGAAGUCUUACUCUUUUCUCUUUCAGAGUAGCUGCAAACCUUUGUAUUAUUCUGUACUUAUUUUUCUUGUUUGGAACAGGAGGAGGAAGUCAUAAAUGGAACAAACAAAAUGUCUAAGAGUUGAACAAAGGAACAUUGUGCUUCUGUAAUUGUUUAUAUUGUACUGCUUUUUAAAAUAGCUCAAUAAAAAUACUGUGAAAGAAUUA
Molecule: messenger RNA, 4907 nt
Organism: Polypterus senegalus (gray bichir)
Lineage: Eukaryota; Metazoa; Chordata; Cladistia; Polypteriformes; Polypteridae
Product: apolipoprotein L3-like
Exons: 5
Coding region: 244-1197 (317 amino acids)
Biological process (GO): lipoprotein metabolic process; lipid transport
Cellular component (GO): extracellular region; membrane
Molecular function (GO): lipid binding
Source: RefSeq, a predicted model, not a curated record